Messenger RNA from Aspergillus mulundensis, 333 nucleotides. RefSeq lists its product as uncharacterized. NCBI's taxonomy places the organism in Eukaryota, Fungi, Ascomycota, Eurotiomycetes, Eurotiales, Aspergillaceae. Bases 1 to 333 code for a protein of 110 amino acids. The transcript has a single exon. The record is from RefSeq and is a predicted model, not a curated record.
AUGCAACCCCAGAGCGAAAACACCCAAUACAACGUCACCAGCGGCUCCCAGCACAGAAUACGUCCCUUGGGAAGAGGGACCCUGCCCGACAUGAGCGACGUGCAGAAUGACCCCGCCAGCGAGUACCUUGAGCCCCCAGCCCACUAUGCCAGGCCUGGCUGGGACGGCACGACGGCUGGUGAUCCUUUUUAUCGGAGUAUGAAUGUGUUGGGAGGUGGAGAUGAGGGGGAUGAUGUCGAUGCGGAGGCGGAGGACGAUGAUGAGUUCGGUGUUGAGCCGGAGUCGUAUGAGCAUGGCAUUGGGGAGGAGGAGGAUGAGGUUGAUUCCAUGUAA